AUGCCGAUGGCUCAAGCAGAACCUACGGAUGUUGCCGAUUUUGUUGCUUGGACGAGAAAGGUGCUAGUCGAAUUAGGCAAUGUCAAAACUGCACAGUUCGAUACCCACGCCGUCGAUCGCGGCGGGGAGACCUGGCGCAAUGUCCAAUUAGAUGAGAACUUGACCGAGGACGAUUUCUACUCGGGCCCCCUUCGUGGCAUAUUCUCCAACCUCCGCCGCGCCGAUAUCCUGAGGGACGUGCAGGUCCUCUCCCUCGACGGCCUUUCCGUCACCGCCGAACUAGUCCAUGACAUUCUCAACGACCCCUCUUUCUCUGUUCGUAUUUUGUCGAUCCGCGGCGUCAAACACCUAAACGAGCGGCAGCUCCGUGGCGCGUUGCAAUAUGCCUGCCGCCAAUCGAGGCCCGAAGGGAUGCCACGGGUGAAAGGACUGUACAUCUUUGGACCGCCAGAUACAACACCGACGUUGACGCACCGGGAGGAAAAGCGCGGCUCCGCUCCGACCACCACAGCGGCAACGGCCGCUGUUUGGAACGCAAAGAGUCAGGAAGCGUUGACUGUCUCCCUUGCCGAAGAGCCAGAGGCAUGGUAUGCCCGCCGGGGUGGCCAGUUUCCGGGCCGUAUCCACGCUGACUGGGCGCACACGCUCAAUGCCUGUGCCGGCAUCAUCUCAUUCGACUCUGUCCUAUGUACCGGCCCACGACACUUCAACUCUCCCGGCUGGGGAACCGUCAACAUUGAGGCUCUCGAUAGUGCCCCUUCCACAGGGGCACCAAGCAUUCCUCACUUUGCUGUUGCAACCCAUAGCCUGAGCGGGUGUGCGUCAUGUGGCUCGGCACCAGAGGGCUGGACUGUGUGGGGGCAAGAACUGCUUACCUCCCAGCGCGAUGCUGACGGGAGGCGGACGAGUGAGAGCUGCAUGGCCGACCUGGCCCGGUUCCCCUUGCUGGCUCCUCCACCGAUGCACUCGGCAAGCCUCCAGGUUGCCAUGUGCCCGGCUGGCCAGACUGUGAGGUCGCGCCUGCCGUUCAUACCGACCGGGAAGCAACAGGCGGCGCGUUUUAUUCCACGAUGUUUCGACUGCAUCCGAGACCGCUACUGUGGAGGGUGCCACAAAUGGUGGUGUGAGUCGUGCUACAUUGGACCCCGGGCGUCGUCCCCCGGAGAGCAUGCAAGAACACAUUCCGGGCCUAACUCUGUUCAUGUGUCCAAGAGCUGCUGGGAGUGUGGCAUGAACUGCAAAGAGUGCAUCGACCGCACUCAACGCACAUGCAAGAGGUGCAGCGGCGGCUACUGCCUAAUCCACAACGAAGGCUCAAACAUGGUCGCGGGUGCGCAGGAAGAAGCAGGGGCUAUAUCCGGGACUUCUACUGAGCAAACCGCGCGAUUCACGGCCGCGGCGCUCAUAUCGUUUCCGACCGCCCAAGCAACCUCCUUCCUCCCUUAUCAACACAGGCUUCCAGACUCCCCGCACAUUGGUCCACCCCUUUGCGAGUCUCCAAGUUCAACUCUUUGGACAACCUCUCGCUAA
Chaetomium globosum CBS 148.51 is the source of this 1530-nucleotide messenger RNA. RefSeq lists its product as uncharacterized. The coding region runs from base 1 to 1530 and encodes 509 amino acids. Lineage: Eukaryota; Fungi; Ascomycota; Sordariomycetes; Sordariales; Chaetomiaceae. The record is from RefSeq and is a predicted model, not a curated record. The transcript has 6 exons.